GAAGGCAAAAAGAAGAGAAGUGUACGAAGAGCAAAUCCAAAGGUCGAAGUUUAAGAGGUAAGGGAUAAAAACCAACAUUUAUUAACCAUUGGAUCGAUCAAAUUGGUCACUCCUCUCGGAGUGCAGCUUCUCCGCCAUCUUCAAGCGCCAAACCCUCGAAUUUCGCAACCCCAAAGAGACUAAGAAUCUGUGUCGAUUCGAAGGGGGGGAGACCUGCUUCCUUCUGCGCUUGUCGAGUCGCUUAAGCUGUGGGAAUUUCGAGUUUUCGCGCCUUAUCGUGGACUUGCGCGUUUCUCCAUCUCGUUUCCUUCUAGACCACGAAGGCAUGGUGAUGGAUGUUCGGUUUAGUUCUUGACGCCAAAAUGUUUCCUAUAAGGGAUUUCUGGAAAAGGUAUAAGAGGAAGAUUUUAAUUACAGCUGGAGUUUUAGGAAGCGGGUAUUUUCUGUACCGACAAUAUGAUUAUUACAGUCGAAGGCUUCAUGAUAUUCAGAAAGAGUUGGAUAAUGAACGUGAAGCAGAUGAGCUCAUUAAAGCUCAAAUACAAGCUCAUUUUGAGAACAUUCAAAGAAUAGCUGAUACAACGACGUUGCCUCAUGCUUUACAACAUUUACAUAAUCGGAUAGAGGAAGAUUUGGAUCUUUCACACCUGACAGAGAGAUUAAUGAUGGGGAAGGGCGAGCCAAACACUUUGACAUUAGCUGAGAAACUUGAUUUAUGGGAAAGCCUCAAAAUACUAAGCUUCACAAAGAUGGUGAUAUCACUCUGGGCAAUAACUUUGUUAAGUUUGUACAUUAGAGUUCAAGUCAACAUCUUAGGAAGACAUAUGUACAUCGAUACUGCCCGUGGUCUUGGUAGCUCCCAGUUGCUUGAGGAGGCUGAUCUCAUCAAUAGAGAAGACCAACAGAAAUUUCUGGCCAUCUCUGAUUUUCUCUGUAAUUAUGGUCUGAAUGCCUUGAUUCCUAAACUGCAGGUCGCAGCCGGAGAAGUUCUCAAGAGAAAACAGUUGCGAGAUGUCUUUAAUACAACCGUACUUCGUGACACUACUACACAAAUAAUUAAAAUUUUCAUGAGCACAGGAAGUCCCCAUCAUUGGUUGGACUACUUGAUGCCUGGGGACAAUCAAUCUAAUAUUACAGACACGGUCUCCACUGACGACGAUGCAGCUGCCCGAAAUUUCAACAAGUUUGAUCAGCUCAUGAUGGAGACUAGAGCAGUACUGCUAAGUGCCGAGUUCGGGAAUGUCGUCGAGACAUCGUUAGAAGUGGGAGUCGAUGGAUUGAUGGAUGAAAUGGAGGCUUCAGUUGCUGGAGGCAGCAGCAGAACAUCAGGAAUACCCCUGGCUAGGCUUGUGCCAAGAGUGGCCCAGAUGGGGCUAUUGCUCCUUGAAGAUCCAAUAAAAAGUAGAUUCAUCAAAACGAUAAGAGGUAUACCAGAAGUGGAAAUCUUUUUUACUCUUCUUUAUGCAAACAUGCCUACCUCUUAGAAAGAAAGACCAUGGCAUGGCAUGGAUUGGAUUGGCUUGGCUUGCACAUUCUUGUCAUUUCAUUAGAUUCUGGUUUUGUUGUGGGGGUUACACAUCCAUAUAAGAAGUCUCUGGCUUCCUUUCUUCCUUCUGUCAGUUGAAAGGAGAGCUUAGGGUAAGAUAGUGACAAUUUAUUUGAUAAUAAUUUGAAAUUCUUUCAAUUUAAUGUU
Molecule: messenger RNA, 1693 nt
Organism: Cucurbita maxima (winter squash)
Lineage: Eukaryota; Viridiplantae; Streptophyta; Magnoliopsida; Cucurbitales; Cucurbitaceae
Product: peroxisome biogenesis protein 3-2-like
Exons: 9
Coding region: 336-1484 (382 amino acids)
Biological process (GO): protein import into peroxisome membrane
Cellular component (GO): peroxisomal membrane
Molecular function (GO): protein-macromolecule adaptor activity
Source: RefSeq, a predicted model, not a curated record